Trypanosoma rangeli is the source of this 627-nucleotide messenger RNA. RefSeq lists its product as uncharacterized. The record is from RefSeq and is a predicted model, not a curated record. The transcript has a single exon. The coding region runs from base 1 to 627 and encodes 208 amino acids. Gene Ontology annotation, biological process: protein homooligomerization. Lineage: Eukaryota; Euglenozoa; Kinetoplastea; Trypanosomatida; Trypanosomatidae. Gene Ontology annotation, molecular function: protein binding.
AUGUCAGUACCGACGAUGAACUGGAUUCAGAGGAACCUUGGUAUUGAUUUCACUGGGGAGUGGGCAAAGCAGUUGUCGCUCAAUGUUGGGGGCAUCAUAUUUCUGACGCACCGAGCCACUUUUAGGCCUUUCACUGAACACCCUGUUUUUGGGCCGAUAGUCAAUGGCACGGGGAAACUUACCGAGGACGGCUCUUUUCUCAUUGAUCGUGAUGGGACAACUUUUCGCCACGUUCUCAACUUUCUUCGCACCGGUGCUUUGCUGCUGCCUGAGUCGUUUGAUGAGUGGGAGCUGCUACUCAACGAUGCACGUUUCUUCCAGUUACCGGAGAUGGAGGAGGCCAUCCUGGGGAGAUUUGAAUAUCAGCGGUCGGUUUUUUGCCGCACACUACCACAAGCCAUCUUUGUGCAUUGGUCAGUGGACAGUCAGUCCAAGAAGGGGGUGGUGAUUGUGCCGCAAGUCCCAGCUUUAGUGGUCUCCGAGGAUGGAUCGGAGGUCCACUAUCAGGGGGAAUUGUUGCAGAGCCUCGACGAGUUGGUUACCACCUUGCUCUCAGCAUACGGGUAUGUUAUUCAGCAUUGGAAGGAACAAGAGGGCAAGGUGUUUCUGAGCCUUGACUCCUCGUGA